Spirodela intermedia is the source of this 717-nucleotide messenger RNA. The record is from the annotation of a GenBank genome assembly. Lineage: Eukaryota; Viridiplantae; Streptophyta; Magnoliopsida; Alismatales; Araceae.
AUGGAGGGCCUGGGGGAGUUGGAGAUCGUCCUCAUGUCCGCGGAGGGGGGCUUGCUCAAACGUCAGGUGGAGUUGUUCACCGAUAUCGCUCUGGUCACCGACGACGCCAUCUUAGCCUCGGAAAGGUCUCCAAUGGCUUCAGCCGGCUCCGACGGGUUCAAUUGGAACCCUACUAGGGGCUUCUCUGUGCGCUUCCCCGUCCUUCGUGACUGCUUGGGGAGCCAAAAGCUGCGUUUCGUCUUCUGGUGCGUGUUCUCCGGCGGGGACAUCCUCGCCGGUCAAGCGGAGGUUCCCCUCGCCGGCCUCCUCGAGAUGUCGUCUUCCUCCGCUGGGCCUCUCUUCCUGAGCACGGAAAUCAAGCGGCCCGGAGGAGGAGAUUGCGGCGCGGUCACCUUCAGUUACGAGUACCAGGAGAGGCCCUCGCCGUUGAACGCCGGGAUUGCCGUUGGUGUGCCGGCUUACAAGCCAGCGGCGGAGCAGAUGUUUCACCCGAGUUGGAUAAUAUGGCUGGUCGGCGGUUCGGUGGCGGUGGGAUUCUUCCGGGACCUGUUCUCCAGCAGAGCACCUCCGACAGGUAGGGAGCAGACGGUGAUCUUGUACGAUCUCCGGUGUCCAGCUCCGGCGACAGGCACAUCAUCAACGGGCGCUGGGUUGCUCUUCUUCGCCUUCGUCCUCUAUCUGAUCUCCCGGGCUCUCAGGGAUCGCCGGAAUGCCUGA